AUGGCCAACGUCAGCAUCAAGCAGGAGUGCGUACAGACCAACGGGGCUCAGGCCAACGGCGCAGCGGGCGACGCCGUAGCGCAAGCGCUAUCAGCGGCGUACCAGGCGGCGGUGCCCGACGACGAGAAGGACCGCACCAACCUGCUGCUGACCCACGCGUGCAGCUGCGACGACGCGCAGUGCCGACACCCCGAGUUCCGUGCGCUUUGCUCGCACAUGAAGCGCUUCCUGCGCGCGGCCUGCUGGGCGUCUCACAGUGAACGCUGGCGGUCGUACCCCAUCGCCACGGCGGUCGUCGAGCUGUUCACGUACCACGCGCUGCACUGCCAGGCGCUGCAGUGCGAUGUACCCAUGUGUCGCCAGCUACGAGGCCAAGUGCUGCUUUAA
Molecule: messenger RNA, 387 nt
Organism: Phytophthora sojae
Lineage: Eukaryota; Oomycota; Peronosporomycetes; Peronosporales; Peronosporaceae
Exons: 2
Coding region: 1-387 (128 amino acids)
Source: RefSeq, a predicted model, not a curated record